AUGGCCACUUUGGCCUCGUCUCCCCCGACCUCACCGUCAUGGCCGAAACGACGCUCCAGGGCGUGGGCCCUUCGCUGUGAAAGAUAUUGCUGUGCGAUUGCGGGGUGUUUCCCGCUAGCUUUUGUUUAUGGCCUCACAACUUGGGCAGUUUGGGUGGAAGCUAGUCUGGGGUUGAAGGGAUCUGAGAAUACAUGGAUUGGUCUCCCCAGCUCUUGCCUAGGUAUAUUUCUAUGGAUCGCUCUCAACUCCUCGUAUACCGUUGCCGUAUUCACCGAUCCCGGAUCCCCGUUGACAACGCGCCGAGGUAACGACCGCCAUAAUUACAGUGCGUUGCCGGUCACCGAAUACCCCGAGUUCACCUCUUAUACAGUCAGUUCGACUGGUGGAUCUCGGUUCUGCAAGAAAUGCCAGUGCCCGAAGCCGGAUCGGGCACAUCACUGCUCAACAUGCAAGCGCUGUGUACUAAAAAUGGACCACCACUGUCCUUGGCUGGCAACAUGCGUCGGACUGCACAACUACAAAGCGUUCCUCCUCUUUCUAAUUUACACCUCAUUAUUCUGCUGGGUAUGCUUCGCCGUCGCCGGCACAUGGACCUGGCAAGAAGUCCUGAAUGAUUCAGUCUACAUGGACAACUUCCUCCCCGUCAACGUAGUCCUGCUCGCCAUACUCGGUGGAAUCAUCGGACUCGUCCUUAGUGGAUUUACUGCAUGGCAUAUCAGCCUGGCGGUUCGCGGGGUGACAACCAUUGAAUGCCUCGAGAAGACCCGUUAUGUCUCGCCACUGCGCAAAGCACUAGCUAGACGGCAUCCAGAUCACCAGCACUCCGGCGCAACGGGUGACCAAAACGGCGAUCUGGAAAGUCUCACCCACCGUUUACAAGGAUACGGGAAUCAAAUUCUCGAUGCACACGCCAAUGCCAUUCCAGGCGUGACUCGCGCAGAAGAAGGUGAAGAACGUCUUUCUCCUGCGCCGUACGGUCCAGGACAGGGACCAGGAUUCCAUAAUACAUCUACAUCCAACAACCUUACUCCAGCGCAACAAGCACUAUCCCGCUCGUACGCCGAGAUGGAACGUCAACGUGAACACGAUCGAUACCAAGACUAUCUCAACGAGGAGGACAGCGAGAAAACGCCCCACGCUUUCGAUCACGGCUGGCGACGCAAUCUCGCACACCUCUUUGGCGACCGUAUACUUCUCUGGCCGCUUCCGAUCUGCACAACAACCGGUGAUGGCUGGCGCUGGGAGCCGAGUCAGCGAUUUCUCGAAGAGAGAGAACGCCUACGUCUAAAGCGUGAACAAGAUACAUACAAUGAGCAGCAGUACCACCGGGAGCUGUAUCAACGGAAUAUGAAUAAUAGCCAUGCCUGGAUUGGUGGAGCUUCAGGCAAUACUGCCGGUACUGGUUCCUCACCGGCACAGCCGAACUGGAUUCCUAAUCGUGGAAGACAGGAAACGCCUGAACGUCCUCCAACUAGUGUCUCAAUGCAGACACUCGCACCUGCUUCUCCACGGCCUAGACCUGGUGAUAGUGACUAUGAGGAUGAGCCUGAGGGUGAGAGUCAUGGACUCUUAGAUCCGGAGGCAGCGAACCGUCCUCCGCGGGCACGGGAGACGGAUGAAUGGCGAGAUUGGGAGUGA
Penicillium malachiteum is the source of this 1638-nucleotide messenger RNA. RefSeq names its product DHHC family palmitoyltransferase. Gene Ontology annotation, biological process: protein targeting to membrane; peptidyl-L-cysteine S-palmitoylation. NCBI's taxonomy places the organism in Eukaryota, Fungi, Ascomycota, Eurotiomycetes, Eurotiales, Aspergillaceae. Bases 1 to 1638 code for a protein of 545 amino acids. Gene Ontology annotation, molecular function: protein-cysteine S-palmitoyltransferase activity. The transcript is spliced from 2 exons. The record is from RefSeq and is a predicted model, not a curated record. Gene Ontology annotation, cellular component: endoplasmic reticulum; Golgi apparatus.